CGCGCUCGUCAUAUUGAGUGGAAGCCAUUGCCGUGCUGAGAGAACAAUCUGGAGACGAGAGCAGGUGACUGAGCAGCGAGGUUAAGGGUCCUUUCGGAGGCGUAGCUUCUGUUUCUUCGCCGUUUAACGUGUUUGCUAUGGAGGGUGAAUAUAACGUUUUAGAUAUCAUUGACGAGGAGGAGAGGUUUGACAAUGUUGAUGACGAUGUUGAGAUGCUCGAUGUUGAAGAAGGAGAGCUGUUGAACCAUGAUUCAAAGACUGAUAUGGGGCAAGACAGUAGUGGAGAUAUCAAUAGAGCAAAUAAAGAAUCCCAGAGUAAGAAUCGCAAGCGUAGAGCUAAUAAGAACAAGAAUAAGAAGAAGAGGAAGGGUUCAGGAUCCAUCGACGUAAACAGGUUUGUGUUAGAUACUUGUCGGCGGUUGAAAGAGAAGAAGUCAUACAUGGUAUACACAGCUGUAGGUUGCCUUGGGGUCGCAGCAUUAAGCGACCUCAUCAAAGAGGUUGAUGCUAUCCAAACUUGCGGAGGCCAGAUGACUGUUGAUGGUAGCCGCUUCCGAAAUGGUGGUGGUAUAUUGUGGAAUAUCAUUAAAACUCGAGAACCAAAAGCUUAUAAGGAGAUAAUGAAAAAAGCAAAGGACUUUGAGAAGCAAUUCAGACGGCCAUUUGCGGAGCGACCCUCCGGGCAAAAGAAAGAGGAUUCUCCAGAAGUGACAUUUUCAUUUGCUAAAGGGGCUGAAACCAAUGUUUCAGAUGACACUGUUGUUGCAUCCCCAGUUCAAAAUCAAAAUGAGCCAUCUGCAUCCGAAGAGAAACGCAUCUCUGUCCAUGAUAGAUUGAGGAUACCUGUUUCAUAUGAUGAUGACCUGCUUGCAGAGAGUGCAAAUAAUAAUGCAGCUUAGUUGUGGGACAAAGAGCCCUUCAUUGAUUAAUAUUUUCCCAGAGAUGGAGGCCUACCAAAUGCAUUUCUUCCUAUUUCCUUUUGGAUUGAGCAAACAACAUCCGCCUCGUGCUCUUUAUGCACAGAAAGUACUAGAGGAAUUCUUUUAUUUUUUUAUUUCCAAGGAUGUUGUCGUUUGUGAUUUUUAUUUUAUUGGUGAGAAUAGAGGUAUUUAGUUGCUUUUUGAUGGUAAAAUAUCAAAAGCUUAUUUCAUGAGUUACUUUGUGAACAUGGAUGAGGUAUAUAUUUAUUUUCUCAUGGUUUUGGCUUUGCAUA
This is a messenger RNA of Neltuma alba, 1213 nucleotides long. RefSeq lists its product as uncharacterized. Gene Ontology annotation, biological process: snRNA export from nucleus. The record is from RefSeq and is a predicted model, not a curated record. The transcript has 5 exons. NCBI's taxonomy places the organism in Eukaryota, Viridiplantae, Streptophyta, Magnoliopsida, Fabales, Fabaceae. The coding region runs from base 138 to 899 and encodes 253 amino acids.